UCUGUAACUGUAAUUGAACAAAUGGAAUGAGUUUCGUUCCAUGAUUUGGAGAAUAUAUUAUGUGAUUAUUAAAUAGAGAUGGGGAUAUAUCGAGAGUAAGGUGGACGUCUCUAAAGCGAUCAGGAUUAUAUGAGGGACCACUGCUCUUUAUUCCCACCUCCUCCUUCAUCUUCUCUCGUCCCUCACUUCUUCACCUUUGAGGAGUAAGCCGAAGCUCUCCUCCCCCUCACUCACUCUCUCUCUCUAUCUCUCUUUCUAAAUCCCCAGAUAUCGGCUGAGAGGGCAAUGCGCAGAUCCCUUUUCUUAUACCUCAGCAAAUAGAUAUGUAAUACUGCUGUGGGGUUGAGAAAUAAGAGAGAGAAAGAGUUAGAGGAAUGGACCACUUUCUGGUUGCUUUCCUUAUGGCCGUGAUUUCAUUCCUUGGAGGAGCAGCAGGCUCCACAUUCACCAUCAUAAACAACUGCGACUACACUGUGUGGCCCGGCAUCCUCUCCAACGCCGGGAGUGCGAAACUGUCGACCACUGGCUUUGAACUGCAGAAAGGGCAAUUCCAAACCCUGCAACCGCCCGCAGGCUGGUCGGGCCGCUUCUGGGGCCGCACAGGCUGCACCUUCGACUCAUCUGGCAGAGGCUCCUGUGCAACUGGCGACUGCGGCUCCAACCAAAUAGAAUGCAAUGGUGCUGGCGCUGCCCCUCCCGCAACUUUAGCCGAGUUCACUCUCGGCGUGGAGACCCAAGAUUUCUACGACGUGAGUCUCGUGGACGGCUACAAUUUGCCGAUGAUCGUCGAGGGCAAUUCUGGCGGUUCUGCCUGCGCGGCCACCGGUUGCCUGGCGGAUCUCAACGAGCGGUGCCCUGCGGAGCUGAGGGUGGCGAGUGAGGAGGGGAAUGUGGCGUGCAAGAGCGCGUGCGAGGCGUUUCGCCGGCCGGAGUUUUGCUGCAGCGGCAUGUUUGCGACGCCGGAUACGUGCAAGCCGUCUUAUUACUCGGAGUUGUUCAAGACGGCCUGUCCGAGGUCGUACAGCUAUGCCUAUGAUGAUGCGACCAGCACCUUUACCUGCACCGGCGGGGACUACACUAUUACCUUCUGUCCCACUACUUCCAGUCAGAAGGCCUCAAAGGACCCCUCGCCACAGUCGACAGAAACAGACACAGGAACGGUAACGGUAACAGGAGGUGGAGAAGCAGGCGUCAUGCUAGGCGACGAGUCUUGGAUCGAAAGCAUGUCCACCUCUGGUGCUCCCGCGCCCACCACACUAUUCUGGGGUUACCCUGCAUUUCUCCAUACUUUCUCAAUUAUUGUUUCUCUCUCUAUCUUCCUCCAACUCUUGUAGUUUUAGAGAGAGAAAGUUGGAGAGAGAGUCCCAAUCGAGUAAAAGCGACUCCAUCUUAUCUCAAUUCUCCACCUCGAAUAUUUUCCCAUUUAUGUUAAGAGAGAGAGAGAGAGAGAGAGAGAAAGAGGGAUUGAAGAUAACAAUCGAUGAGUUAAUUCAUAGCAUGCUUUCGGCUGUGUAACGACAAAGGCGUCACAAACUCAACUCUAAACCCUCCAUUCAAGCCAUGAACGGUGGUGAUGAUGAUGAUAAUGGUGAUAAAUUGACUUGCAAUGGAUUGAUCUGCUCUGUGUGGACGGUGUUGAUGGAUCUGAUUGGAUUCAUGAAAGGGAUUGGAGACUUAGAGUUAAAUUCAUCUCUCUUUUUCUCUCUAAAGAGAUGGUAAGUUAAAUGUGAUGUAUUAUGAGAAAUAUAGUAAAAGAGUGAGUAGGAGGAGGGGGGUAGAGAUUUCUAACUCACCUACCAAACAGGGGAAAAUGGGAAGCAUGCGAAACCCUAUUCAUAACGAUGAUUAUAUUGUAUGAUAAUAAAAAGCCUGGCUCCUCUGCUCAACUUCCCUUUUGCUUUUUGGGAUU
Amborella trichopoda is the source of this 1909-nucleotide messenger RNA. RefSeq names its product thaumatin-like protein 1. The record is from RefSeq and is a predicted model, not a curated record. NCBI's taxonomy places the organism in Eukaryota, Viridiplantae, Streptophyta, Magnoliopsida, Amborellales, Amborellaceae.